Messenger RNA from Triticum urartu, 5022 nucleotides. RefSeq lists its product as uncharacterized. Gene Ontology annotation, molecular function: acyltransferase activity, transferring groups other than amino-acyl groups; transcription corepressor activity. Lineage: Eukaryota; Viridiplantae; Streptophyta; Magnoliopsida; Poales; Poaceae. Gene Ontology annotation, cellular component: nucleus. The record is from RefSeq and is a predicted model, not a curated record. Gene Ontology annotation, biological process: regulation of transcription by RNA polymerase II; negative regulation of DNA-templated transcription.
AAACCCGAAGGAGCCCCCGGAUUUAAAACUACGGAGGAAAAGGAGUUAGGGAGCGGAUUAAAACCCACAAACCCAAAAGCCUAUAGCAGCACACCACCAAGCGCCCUCCCCCUCCUCCCUCCCACCGCCCCAUCCCGACCCCAAUUCGGCAUUCCGGCGCCCGAAUCCCCCCAGAUUCGCCGCCCCCACGCCGCGGAUUCGCGCCGGACCCCACCCUUCCGCGGCCGGAUCGGCGGGGCCGGUGGCCGCGCCGGCAACCGCUGCUUCCACCGCUUGCUCUCGGCGGCGGAGGCCGGCGAUCUCGGCCUUGCACGGUUUCGGCCGCGCGAUUCGGUGCUGAUCCAGGGCAUGCUCUCCUCCUCCCUGGCUUCUGGGCACUGGGAUGAGGCUUAACGGUUUGGAGCGAAACCCGAUGCCAGGAAUAGAAGACGCCCUGAUGAAGGACUCGCCCAAGGCUUCCUCCUUGGUGGAGGUGGAAAAACCUUCCCUUGGUGAUGUUGACGUUCUGGGCGGCGGAGGGUCCACGCUUACGGGGAAGAAGAGGAAGGAUGUUCCUGCGGGCGAGAAUGGCGGCGUGGCAAAGAGGGUGCUCAGGUCAGCCACCAUGAAGCUGCAUGUGGAUGCUGAGCCCGAGGGUGAAGCUGCCGCCGCCGCGGAUGUUAGCGAGUGUGACGCUUUGGAGAAGACUGACUGUGAGGCUACUGCGGGUGACAGUUUGGAGAAGACUAACUGCGAGGCUACUGCGGGUGACAGUCUGGAGAAGACUAACUGCGAGGCUACUGCAGGUGACAGUCUGGAGAAGACUAACUGUGAGGCUGUUGCAGAGGAUGGCAGAAGCGGGGCGCAGACAGUCGACGCUUCUAAAGGCGAUGAGCACAUGGAUGAGGUUCCAGUGAAAGUGGAUGAUGCUAUACAAGUGCCAGCUAAGUGUUCUGAGAAUAAUGUGGAUAGUGCCGGUAUUGCUCAAGAGAAUGGCUUAGACAACCAAAAAAGCAAUUUUGAAUCUGAUGAUAAGAAAGUGAAGGCAGACGAGAAGACUUACUCUGCAACUCAGGAGGAGGAGAAUGUGUCUGGAACAAGUGGGGGUGGUACUGAUGACUCCCAGGAAAACAAGGGUGCCAAUGGACCUUGCCAGGGGGAGGUCAUAGACCCAUCAGCUGCAGCAAAAGACGAUGAAUUGGUCAUUGAUGUAAGCAGAAACAACCCUACUAGCGCAUCAGAACCUGUUCAGCAGGAUGGUAAUGUUGUGCGUACUGAGGGAAUGGUACACCAGAGUGGUGAUCAGGGAGUUGAGAAGCAUUGUCACGAUGAUGAUGUACGUAAAGACACUGAAGCUUCUCUAAAUGGUAAUGGAAGAUGUGUGGCUGAUAACAACAUCGCAUUAACUGAUUGCACUAACCAUAAAGAGGGCUUAGGUAGCCCUGUAGGCGGAACCAAGGGGAUUUCGACUCCUGACAUUGUAUUUAUAAGGAGAAAGUCGUUAACCAGAAACACAUGUGAAAUGAAGCAGGCGAAACAUGAAGAGGAGGAGGUUCAGUUUGAGAGGAGAGUUACAAGGUCAUCUACAGUUAAACAAAGAGAGGCUUCUGGAAGCUCAUGCAAAAGUAGUGCAAACGCGGCUAGCAUGGAAAGCAAGGGGAGAAAGGAAGAUGUUGUUCAUCAUUAUACAAGGAAAGUGAGCAAUACUGCAUCCUUAAAAGCUGACCACACUGAACCUGCUAAAUGUGGAACCAACACAAAGAAGAACACACCAAAUGGAAAGAUUAGUGCUCAAAGAAAAUCAGGUGUUACUGGCAAGGAUUAUCCUGCAAAUAUCACAGAGAACAAGGCAUCAGCAACAGAGAUAAAGAUCAAUUCGAAGCCACAGCCGUCCAUGAGAAGUGGCAGCAUUGCCAAGGCAACAACAAAAGAUGCAGUUCCUCUGGUGGAUCAGAAUGUCUGUAGUUCAGCUAUCACUGAAAAGAAUGAUACAGAGCUAACAGAUUCGGAAGGAGUUAGAUCUGAAAACAAGACUGCCAUGCCGAAGUCACCAUUAUCAGUUGGUGCUAAGAUUGUUGCCAGCAAGAAGAGGAUGUUGGAAUCAGGUCUUGAUAAAAUUGCUGGAGGGUCACCAGUUGAGACACCAUCCAUGAAAAAGACAAGAAGUACUUCUCACACCGAGUUAGAUCAAUCAAAGAAGUCUUCUGGGAAGAUGCUUACGGAGAAGAACUCCGGUCCAGACAAAAAAGAUAUUUUGACAAAACGGCAGCAUCACAGUCGAGCAGCUGAGUUGAGCAGAUCUGUUAACCCCUCUAAUAAAGAUGCCUGCAAGCUUUCACAUAAUGGAUCUGAUGUUGAUGGAACUGAUAUCAUCAUUACCCACAAGAGAAAUUGUAGAGGGCGCAGAGAACGUGAUGCUCCUGCCGUCAUGGUAAAACAAGAGUAUUCUAGUGAAUCUGAGGAAGUUAUUGUUGUGAGAAAAGACAGGCGAAAAAGGAAAGAUCCAUUGCAUAAACAAAGGUCCGGAUCUAGACCAAACCGUUCUUCUGGUUCUCCCAAAGCAAGUUGUUCCAAAGGCAAUAGCGAGGCACAAUAUGGCUCCAGAGCAAAAUCUGGAAACCCAGGUGAAUCAACAGGUCGUUUUGAACAAAAGCGUCAAAUAAGCGAACAGGUAAAGACCAUACUUCUGGAUGCUGGUUGGAAGAUUGAUCUGAGACCCAGGAAUGGCAGAAAUUAUUGGGAUUCUGUCUAUAUACCUCCAAGUGGUAAAGGAUCUUACUGGUCAAUCACAAAAGCAUACGCAGUGUAUGAAAGUAUGCAAUCUGAGCAAAAGAACGAAGCUACAAGCGAGAAUUUAUCAAAGAAAUCUCCGGGCAGCCCUGGCAAAACACAUGCUUCUGUGAGUAGUUCUUUACCACAGGAGAUCCUCAGCAAACUAAAAAGAGUAGUUGUUAACAAGCGAAAGACCAAAGUUGAGCUUCAGAAGUUAAAAAAGAGGAAGCAUGGUUUGCUAAAGAACUCUAAAAAUUCAAAGGGCAGGCCAAAGGAAAAGAAGAAGAAGAUUUCAAAGGAAAGAAAAAAGCGAGGCGGUUGUGCUCUACUCGCUCGUGGAUCAAAUCAGGAGGCUGGAAGCAGCAAUGGUUUUGCUCCAUAUGAAUGGAAACGCACAGUUUUCUCCUGGUUGAUUGAUCUGGAUGUUCUAUCCGUCAACACUAGACUGAAAUGCAUGGAUGAAAGCCGCUCAAAAGUUCUGCUAGAGGGUUUACUCACCAGGGAUGGAAUUAACUGUAGCUGCUGUAGCAAGGUUGUCACAGUACUCGAAUUUGUGGCUCAUGCUGGUGGUCAACCGAGCAAACCAUACAGGAAUAUACUUGUGGAUGGGCUGGACAAUGACCUUUUGCAUUGUCUCAUUAGUGCAUGGGACAAGCAGUCUGAUUCUGAAAGACAGGCCUUUUUCCCUGUUAGCACUGAGGGUGAUGAUCCCAAUGACGACACAUGUGGUAUUUGUGGUGAUGGAGGCAAUUUGAUCUGCUGUGACGGAUGCCCCUCAACAUUCCACAUGAGUUGCCUAGAACUCGAGGAACUUCCAUCUGAUGAUUGGCGUUGUGCAAACUGUUCCUGUAAAUUUUGUCAGGAGCAUUUGAAUCAUGAUGCUCCAGACAAUGCUGAAGUUGAUUCAUUACAUUCUUGUUCCCAAUGCGAGGAGAAAUAUCACCCAGCUUGCUCUCCUGAGACUGAGGACCUAUCCAGUGUCUCCAAUCAGGCAGGAAAUCAUUUUUGCCAACAAAGUUGCAGACUGCUGUUUGAGGAAUUGCAGAAUCUUCUUGCGGUCAAGAAGGAUCUUGAACCUGAAUUUGCAUGCAGAAUUAUUCAGUGUAGCCAUGAAAAUGCACCAGAAACAGUUCUUGAUUUGGAUGGAAGGGUCGAGUGUAAUUCCAAGAUUGCAGUUGCUCUUUCACUGAUGGAUGAGUGCUUUCUUCCUAUUGUUGACCAAAGAACUGGGAUCAACUUGAUACGUAAUGUUGUGUACAACUGUGGGUCAAAUUUUCUCCGGCUGGAUUUCCAUGGAUUUUAUAUCUUUAUUUUGGAGCGUGGAGAUGAAAUAGUAUCUGCAGCAUCAGUCAGGAUACAUGGGACCAAGUUGGCAGAGAUGCCAUUCAUUGGUACACGACAUAUGUAUCGUCGCCAAGGGAUGUGCCGUCGACUUUUAGAUGGAAUUGAAAUGAUCCUCAGUUCUCUCAAAGUUGAGAAGCUGAUCAUUCCUGCUAUUAAUGAACUGGUGGACACCUGGACAUCCAAAUUCGGAUUUAGCCCACUUGAAGUUUCAGACAAGCAAGAAGUCAAGUCUAUCAACAUGUUAGUUUUUCCUGGUACAGGUCUUCUUCAAAAGCCAUUGCUAAAUAAGCAGGCUUCACCUCAGGAACACCCAGGUUCUGAAGGAGAUGUAGAUGCGGAUGCGGAGACCCAAGGUUCGGAGGUCAUGGAUCAGUUGAACAGCAGCAAAGAAGAUGCUGAAACUUGCAAAGAUUGACGAGCCUCGUCUCCAGUUCAUUUUGGCCCGACAAGACAACGCAACCUGCUUCGCAAGAGUGACAGACAUAGAUGAUGAAACCAUUUAGUUAUCUUGUUUUAACUCAGCCUGCCGUGCAUCUGCUUCUUCCAGAAAGCAAACCUGAAAGGAUGCGUUUUUGAAGACGAGCGCUGUUUUGGCCAGGGCUUGGUGACCAGCCUGUGCAGUGUGCAGUAUUAAAAGUUGUUGACCCCGACCAUACCUAACUGUAUGUGGACUCCUCAGCAGGUAGAAGGGGGAUUAUAGUUUUAUUCUGUGCAUUUUGGGGGGGGGGGGGGGGGGGGGGGGUUUAACUUAAAAGUCGAAGGCCAACGUUGCCGCGAAUCAUAGUGGAUGUUAGUUGUUGUUUCUGUCAAUAGCUUUGCACUUUUGCAACCAGAAGAAGGAACCUCAUUGUCUGUAAGAUGCUAGUUGUAUGGGCGAAAAAGCUUUGCCAUGCUGCUGCGAGUAAUUUCAAACCUGAAAUUUUAGGA